AUGGAUGUCUAUGUCGACGACAUGGUUAUACGGAGUCAUUCUAUGGAGCAACAUUUAAAGGAUUUGGCGGAAGUGUUCCUUCAGAUCAGGAGAUACAACAUGCGGCUUAACCCUUCCAAAUGUACCUUCGGAGUACCGGCUGGUAAGUUCUUAGGAUUCAUGCUAACGUGCAGAGGCAUCGAAGCCAAUCCCGACAAAUGUAAAGCCGUACUCGACAUGAAAAGCCCCCAAACCCUGAAGGAGGUACAACGUUUUGUCGGUAGGCUCACAACCUUAUCCCGCUUCAUUCCAAAACUAGCCGAACACAUCAGGCCCAUCCUGAAGAACAUGAAGAAGGGCACCACCCAGCAUUGGGACGAUGAUUGUGAAACAGCCUUCAACGCUGUCAAACACAUUCUUACCAGCCCUCCGAUCAUGGCGAGACCGAUCGCUGGAUCCGACUUGCAGUUAUACAUCGCAGCAUCCCAUCACGCUGUCAGUGCUGCUUUGGUGCAGGAGACCCCCUCCCUUAAGCUCAUAUAUUUUGUUAGCCGUACAUUGCAGGGCACGGAAGAACGAUACUCUCAAAUUGAGAAGGUGGCACUGGCCCUGCUCACAGCCUCACGACGACUACGACCGUACUUCCAAAGUCAUCAGGUGGUUGUCCGUACUAAUCACCCGAUCGCCAAGAUCCUCCGCAAACCCGAUUUAGCAGGAUGGAUGGGUCAACACUUGACAGAUUUCGCUGCCGAGCUCACGCCCGUUCCUGACGAUUCGACACCGAAAUGGCUCCUCAACGUGGACGGAUCUUCAGACAAAAGAGGGGGAGGAGCCGAUACCGUUCUAGAAGGACCAAACGGUCUAAUCGUGGAGCAAGCCAUCACGUUCAUAUUUCCAGCCAGUAACAACCAAGCCGAAUAUGAAGCUCUGAUCGCUGGUCUAACCCUAGCCAAAGAACUCACGGUCGCUCGUCUAGAGUGUCGGAUGGAUUCACAGCUGGUGGUCGGGCAUAUGAAUGGGACGUAUCAGGUUAAAGAUAACCAAUUAAUGCGCUACUUCCAUAAAGCUAGCACUCUACUCCAGGAUUUCGUCGAGGUUAGCAUUAUCCAUGUACCCCGGGAGCAGAACGCGAGAGCAGAUCUUCUUUCGAAAUUAACUCACUCCAAGGAGCGAACACAACUAUCUUCAAUUAUCAAAAUGAUGCUCGAUCACCCAGUUGUGGAAACUUUCGCCACUGAUGUACCGCCACCAAUGACAGAUUGGAGACAGAAUGUUAAGGAUUUGAUGAUGAAGCUGGAGCGAGGGGAAAAAAUUACCGCGAGUGAUUCAAAACGCAUCGCACGUUUCCUGUACAUAGGCGACGACCUAUAUCGACAUGGCCAUAGCACACCUUUGUUGAAGUGCAUAGCGGCGGAUGAGGCUGACUAUGUCCUACGCGAGCUGCACACCGGGAUCUGCGAUUUUCAUUCAGGGAAACGUACCCUCCGAGCGCGCGUCCUUCGAGCAGGAUAUUUCUGGCCGACACUCGACCGAGAUUGUGAGACGUUUGUCAAAAAAUGUCUCUCAUGCCAGGCGCACGGUCAUGCCUUCCACGUCCCUCCCGACGAAUUGCAUAGUCUCAUCUCCCCAUGGCCAUUCGCCAAGUGGGGAAUCGACAUCGUCGGCCCCUUACCACUCGCUAAGAAAAUCAUCACCGACAAUGGCCGCCAGUUCAUUGAAAAGAAAUUAGAAAAUUUUCUGAGAAAUUUGGGGAUCCAGCAUGCGACCAGCUCGGUCGAACACCCACAGACUAAUGGCCAAGCCGAAGCCGCGAACAAGGCUCUGCUCACGAAGUUGAAAAAGCGACUCGGCGAAGCUAAAUGUUUAUGGGUGGAGGAACUACCCGAAGUCCUCUGGGCGUGCAGAUGCACCCCACACGGAUCCACUGGGGACACUCCGUUCAAUUUAACGUACGGCACCGAUGCCAUGCUCCCAGUUGAAGUCGGGGAGCCAUCCCUAAGACGCAACAUCACCGAUAUGACGCUUAACAAUGAACAGUUGCAGAUAAAUCUCGACACCCUACCUGAGCGUCGAGAAGUCGCCACAAUCCGUGCGGAAACGCAGAAAAGACUCUCGUCGUUAUAA
This is a messenger RNA of Vigna umbellata (rice bean), 2103 nucleotides long. The record is from RefSeq and is a predicted model, not a curated record. NCBI's taxonomy places the organism in Eukaryota, Viridiplantae, Streptophyta, Magnoliopsida, Fabales, Fabaceae.